Messenger RNA from Hyaena hyaena (striped hyena), 1821 nucleotides. The record is from the annotation of a RefSeq genome assembly. NCBI's taxonomy places the organism in Eukaryota, Metazoa, Chordata, Mammalia, Carnivora, Hyaenidae.
AUAAAUCUAUUUAACUCUCUUAUUACAACAGCAAUGUUCAUUCUACUUUUGCCGAUCAUCAUAACUAGUACUCAAGUGUAUAAAAACAACCUGUAUCCUAACUACGUAAAAACUACAACUUCCUAUGCUUUCGCCAUUAUUACAAUUCCAGCCCUAAUAUUUAUUUACUCAGGACAAGAAACAAUUAUCUCAAAUUGACACUGAAUAACAAUCCAAACACUAAAACUCUCCAUAAGCUUUAAACUCGACUACUUCUCAAUUAUUUUCGUACCCGUAGCACUCUUCGUCACAUGAUCUAUUAUAGAAUUUUCAAUAUGAUAUAUACAUGCCGAUCCACAUAUCAACCGGUUCUUUAAAUACCUUCUCAUAUUUCUUAUCACUAUAAUUAUUCUAGUAACCGCCAACAACCUAUUUCAGUUAUUCAUCGGUUGGGAGGGGGUAGGAAUCAUAUCUUUCCUGCUUAUCGGGUGAUGAUAUGGUCGAACAGACGCCAAUACUGCAGCCCUGCAAGCAGUGCUUUAUAACCGCGUCGGAGACGUAGGGUUCAUUCUAGCCAUAGCAUGAUUUCUCACCAACUCAAACACAUGAGAACUUCAGCAAAUCUUUAUUACAAAACACGAAAACCUAAACACACCUUUAAUAGGACUCCUCCUAGCAGCCACUGGCAAAUCCGCCCAAUUUGGCCUACACCCAUGACUACCCUCAGCCAUAGAAGGACCCACACCUGUAUCAGCCCUACUCCACUCAAGCACAAUGGUGGUAGCCGGUGUAUUCCUAUUAAUCCGCUUUCAUCCCCUGAUAGAACAAAGCAAGACCGCACAGACCCUCACACUAUGCCUAGGGGCCACCACCACCCUAUUUACAGCAAUCUGCGCCCUAACACAAAACGAUAUCAAGAAAAUCGUUGCCUUCUCUACCUCCAGCCAACUAGGCCUCAUAAUCGUAACAAUCGGAAUUAACCAACCAUACCUUGCAUUCCUGCAUAUCUGCACACACGCAUUCUUUAAAGCCAUAUUAUUUAUAUGCUCCGGCUCAAUUAUCCACAGUCUAAAUGAUGAGCAAGACAUUCGAAAAAUAGGCGGAUUAUUCAAAUCAAUACCAUUCACCACCACCUCCUUAAUCGUAGGAAGCCUUGCACUCACAGGAAUGCCCUUCCUAACAGGAUUCUACUCUAAAGACCUAAUUAUCGAAGCCGCCAACAUGUCAUACACCAAUGCUUGGGCCCUACUAAUAACACUCAUCGCCACAUCCCUAACAGCCGUCUACAGUACCCGAAUCAUAUUCUUCGCACUCCUAGAACAACCCCGCUUUAACCCUCUAAACCUAAUCAAUGAAAAUAACCCCUUCCUAAUUAACUCUAUCAAACGUCUCCUAGUCGGAAGCAUUCUUGCAGGCUAUUUAAUCUCCCACAACAUCCCCCCAAUAACCACCCCCCAAAUAACUAUACCCUAUUACCUAAAACUAACUGCCCUUGCAGUUACUAUCACAGGCUUUGUCUUAGCACUAGAACUCAACCUCAUAACCAAAAACCUAAAACUCAACCCUGCUUCAAGCAUAUUUAAAUUUUCCAACCUCCUAGGAUAUUUCCCAACCAUCACCCACCGCUCCCUACCACUAGCCAGCCUAACAAUAGGCCAAAAAUCCGCAUCAACACUACUAGACCUCAUUUGACUAGAAAAUGUAUUACCAAAAUCCAUUUCACACUUCCAAAUAAAAUCAUCAAUCAUCGUAUCCAACCAAAAGGGACUAAUCAAACUCUACUUCCUGUCAUUCAUAAUCACCCUAACAAUCAGCCUACUCUUACUUAAUUACCACGAGUAA